This is a messenger RNA of Chironomus riparius, 1725 nucleotides long. NCBI's taxonomy places the organism in Eukaryota, Metazoa, Arthropoda, Insecta, Diptera, Chironomidae. The record is from the annotation of a GenBank genome assembly.
AUGACAGAUUCAAUAGAAGGACAGAAUAGAAAGAGAAAGCUUGAGAAAGAUGAGACUGAAAAAGAAAAAGAAGAAAACAUUUUAAUAUCAAAGAAAAUCCAUUUUUUGGAUGAACGAAAGCAGCCUGAACUGCUGGAUCUCGCUGACGAGUUAUUGAUUGAAAUUGCAAUAAAAUUAGACGGAGAAAGUCUGCAUAAUGUCUCACUGACAUGUUCGCAUCUAAAGAACUUGAUUCUUGACAAAAAGCUAUGGACAGAAGCAGUAUUUGCAUCAAAGGAUCUCGAUAUAUGGGAAAUUUUAAAAAGACUUAAGUAUUUGACUGUAGGAACUAAGAAGCUGAAGAUUCAAGGAGAUUCUAAAAAGGAUUUAAUGGAAAAACGUCCAUUAAAGAAUCGACAGACAUUUAAAGAAAUCAUUAAAAGAAUCAUGUUGCGUUCGCCAUUCAUCGAAAGUCUUCAUUUUCAUCAAAUUUGGUUCGAUUGGACACGCGAUUGGACUAUAACUAAAUUCCCAGCUAAUCUCAGGUCUUUAGUCUUUACUAAUUGUAUACUUCCAAAAGAUCGCAAUCGAAUGAGUCGUACAUUUAGUAAUAUAUUUGAUCACAUGCCGUAUCUUGAGGAAUUGAGACUAGAAUAUUGUAACUUUUUUGAGCCUAAUGAUCUGAUGCCACUGUCAAAAAUUCAGGAAUUAAAGAUAUUAAGUCUACGUGGCUGUAAGCGAUUUCGUAAUUGUGUUCCGUACAUUUCCUUAUCAUGUCGAUUCGGAUUUAAAAAGUUGGAAGUUUUAGAUCUUCGUGAGACGAACAUUAGCGAUAGUGAAGUGCAAUGUUUAAAUGCUCUAAAGACAUUAAAGGAACUAUAUUUGGAGCAUACAGAUGUAGAGUUAAAUGAUGAUGAUUCAGACGAUGAUGACGAUUUUCAGCAUUUCUUUCGUGGAAUGAGACGUAGACCGACUGAGCAAGUUCCUUUAAGAGAACCACAAAAUGAGCCACGACCAUCAACGUCUCGAGAUGUUGUUGUAUUAAAUGCCGAUGGAAUUCAACGUUUACGAAAUGAGGCACUUAAUCAGCCAUCAAACUCAUUACAGAAUGAAAAUCCAUCGACAAUGAGGGAAAUUGUCAUUAACACAGCUGAGAAUCAAAGUGCAGAGAAUGAGAAUGGACUUUCGAACUCAGUGAUUGCUGCUAAUAUUGAUGACAGUAACGAUAAUUCAAUUAGUGCCCCAUCUUCUCCAGAAAGCAUGUCCGAUUCUUUACCAUCGGAAUCGCCGACCGAAGAAGUGCAAUCAAGGACAAUAUUUAUUCAGGCAAACAUCACAGAGAAUCCUAAUCAAAAUGCUCGCUUACAAGUCAUCAUAAGUGAUGAUAUUCCGCAUGCAAGUAGGUUCUUAUCAUUAGCGAGAAAUCGUGAACAUCGCAUAUCAGCAUCAAUCAGUGAUCGUGGGAUGCUGGCUUUUGGAGUUCCGCGAUCAAACUUGAUGGGAAACUUGAUAUUUCUUGGGAAUCAGCAGGCAGAGACAGAAAGAAAUACACAUCUUGAGAGAAUUGUUUUGAGGAAUUUCAGGAACAUAACUGAUACAACGCUGUCACAUUUAGAGACUAAUGCUCCUCGAUUAUUGUUUUUGGAUGUUCGUGGAUGCUCGCAAAUUACAAGAGAUGCUGUGGAACGGUUUAAAUUAGUGCGUGGAUCUUGUCAGAUUAUGACGAAUUAUGAGAAUGAGGAAUGA